This is a messenger RNA of Oncorhynchus nerka (sockeye salmon), 5969 nucleotides long. RefSeq names its product neuritin-like. The coding region runs from base 651 to 1142 and encodes 163 amino acids. The record is from RefSeq and is a predicted model, not a curated record. Lineage: Eukaryota; Metazoa; Chordata; Actinopteri; Salmoniformes; Salmonidae. The transcript is spliced from 3 exons. Gene Ontology annotation, cellular component: plasma membrane. Gene Ontology annotation, biological process: neuron projection extension; nervous system development.
CACACUGCAGCUACUCUGUUUAUUAUCUAUCCUGAUUGCCUAGCACAUUGACUCAGUACCGGUACUCCUUGUACUGUAUAUAUCCUUUAUAUUUUAUUGUGUUUCUAUUUCCUUUUUAUUUUGUAUAAUUGUCAUUUUCAAUCUGCAUUGUUGGAAAAGGGCUCUUAAGUAAGCAUUUCAUGGUAAAGUCUACACCUGUUGUAUUUGGAGCAUGUGACAGACAUUUGUUUUGAUUUCAUGCCUCAAUUUAUGACGCUCUGAAAUAAGCACUUUAUUUGGUCUUUUGAUUUUGCUCAAUAUUAUUCUCAGAGAAAUCAAAGAUGACUGAUGUCAGAUUGACAAGGGACCCGACUGAGAGGAGAGUGUCCAUAUGUACCAAUGGGCUAUUUGUUUGUCAGCAAAUGAGAGACAUGGGAUGGCACUAAACGUAUCUCUGGCGAAGAGCGUUGAUGAGGUGAGAGAAGCGCUCUGAGACGAAGCACGCACGCGAGGGGCAGGUUAAGUAACGUCACCGUUAGCAUGUUUUGGAUCGAGAAUAAACUGCAACUGAUACUGCAAAUGUCAAUCGCCUCCUGGUAACCAGAUAUGACGUCAUAAGUCAUUUAUCUUGAUCGAUUCAUCUUACUUCGCUUUGAUUUUUUUCUCAAUUUAUGAGCGACUUUGUUGGAUCCCACAGAUGGGGAGAGGCACCCUCCGCUGAGUUUGAUAUGGGAACGGGAUUUACGUCAGCGAAGAUUCUAAUAUUUUGUGCAUGUAUUACAUUAGUGUCCCUGGCUGUGGCAAGAGUCUCAGCAGCAGAUGUGAAGUGUGAGAAUAUUUACAGGGACUUCUCUGACUGUGUUCUGGAGCUGGGGGAGAGCAUGGAUAACUACCAGGAGAAUGGGACCAGCGAGAUGGGAGUGGAAGCUGUGUGUAGCCACUGGGAGGCGUUCCACACGUGUGCCCUGACGGCACUGUCCGGGUGUCAGGAGGAGGUGGGCUCCAUCUGGGAGACGCUAAGAGAAGACUCCAGGAAGAUCCGCUUCCAGGGCAGCCUCUUCGACCUGUGCAGCCCUAGCUCGGCCCCAAGCCUGCGCUCGCCUCUACCCCUGCUGUUCCUGGGCUUGCUGAUCCUGGGAGGGCCCAUCUGGCCCCCCACAUAGGUGAGGGAUGCCUCUCUCCUCCUCCUCGCUUCCACCACCAUGCGCUCUCACAUUCCCCGAGGUGGGGUGGGUAGCGAGACGAUCAGUGAGUAGAGAGGGGAUAUGGAUUGAAGAUUAGGUUAGCACACAGAGCCAUGUCUCUAUGGAGACACCAUUGAUAUCUAUAGUACUGGGUAAUCAGAAGGCUAUGAUGUCACAGAGCCAUUUAUGUCUAUGGAGAGAUUAAUGGAUACUUAUGGCUCUGGGUUACCAUAGAUGUCACCAUAGAUGUCUUUGGCACUAAGUAAUUAUAGGGUUAUGUUAUCAGAGCCUUAGAUGUUAAUGUCAUCAAUAUCUAGGAGUCUGGAUAAACAUACAUACACAAGACCCAAGCAAUUGUAAUGAAAUGACCUACUACAGUAUACGCCUAUGAAAAAAAGCAAUUUUAAAGCAAUUGGUCGGUUUUGUUGACAAUCAGGUGAAUUCUUUAUAAACAAUGACCUUUUGACCCCUACACACCAACCCCAAAUGGUUGGAGUUGCAUGGCUGCUAUAAUGACACCAAAAAGGUAUUUUCUAUAUUUUUGCUCUGUUAAACCGUUUCUUUGGUCAUCCUGUUAGACAGUAGGUGCUGUUAAAGUCAGGUAAUGCUCUUAACUAAACAUAUUGUAAAAAAUUAUUGUUAGUAAUUGUGGAUGAAGGACAACAGUCUAGUUAGUUUCGCUCUUGCCAACUAGUUAUUGUACCUGAAAAUUAUCCCUGGUUAUGUGAGAAUGUUCAGCGUUGUUUUAUGAACCUGUGUCUUCUAUGGAAGUCCAAGUUUUGGGCUGUUAAUUCAUUUUAUAUCAUUGACUCCACAACUAUAUACAAUUGUACACAGUUCACUUCCAAGCACAUUCACCCUUACAGAAAACGCACAGCAUACUGAGUAGAAAUAAAGAUGAGGUAAUGCCACAAAUAUUCACUUUAUUAUAGAAGCUAAAAUAUAUAGGACUUAAAUCAUAGGAUUAUCCUAUGGCACCACCCUGCAUUGUUAGGGCUAAUGUCUCAAUGCAUUACAAUAUUUGAUUUUGUCAACAGUUGUAAUAUUACAUCAAACUGAGUAAAUAUAAAAUCUAAGUAAUUUGUAGUUUUAUAGCAACAUGUGGUGUUAUUGUAUAGCUUCUCCGUUACUACUCUGACUGAAUAGGCAAUGAGGGGUGAAUCCUGAUUUAGGAAUUUAUUCUUAUCCUACACACUUCUCAGUAUAUUCAGACUUACCUUAUUGAGUCGCGUAAUGCGCUCUGCAGGUGUGGCUACCUUGCGCACUCUGAAUAAAUGUAAAACCCUCCCACUUGCUGGCCACCAUAUUUUCUAGAUGAGUUUUCAUUCAAUGGUAUUUUCAGUACAUUUAUCUUAAGCCAUCCCUUUAAAUACAGUGUAACUUAAUUUUUUUAAUUUCACCAUUAUUUUAACCAUAGGCCAGUUGAGAAAAAGUUCUCAUUUACAACUGCAACCUGGCCAAGAUAAAGCAAAGCAGUGCAACAAAAAAAACACAUGGAGUUACACAUGGGAUAAACAAACGUACAGUCAAUAACGCAAUAGAAAAAUCUGUAUACAGUGUGUGCAAAUUAAGUAAGGAGGCAAGGAAAUAAAUAGGCCAAUAGUGGCGAAGUAAUUACAAUUUAGCAUUUUACACUGGAGUGAUAUAUGUGCAGAUGAGAAUGUGCAAGUAGAAAUACUGGUGUGCAAAAGAGCAGAAAAACAAAAACAAAUAUGGGGAUGAGGUAGGUAGUUGGUUGGAUGGGCUAUUUAAGAUGGGCUAUGUACAGCUGCAGCGAUUGGUAAGCUGCUCUGACAGCUGAAGCUUAAAGUUAGUGAGGGAGAUAUAAGUCUCCAACUUCAGUGAUUUUUUCAAUUCGUUCCAGUCAUUGGCAGCAGAGAACUGUAAGGAAAGGCAGUCAAAGGAGGUGUUGGCUUUGGGGAUGACCAGUGGAAUAUAGCUGCUGGAGCGUGUGCUACAGGUGGGUGUUGCUAUGGUGACCAGUGAGCUGAGAUAAGGCGGAGCUUUACCUAGCAAAGACUUGUAGAUGACCUAGAGCCAGUGAGUUUGGCGACAAAUAUGUAGCGAGGACCAGCCAACGAGAGCAUACAGGUCGCUGUGGUGGGUAGUAUAUGUGGCUUUGGUGACAAAAAGGAUGGCACUGUGAUAGACUGCAUCCAAUUUGCUGAGUAGAGUGUUGGAGGCUAUUUUGUAAAUGACAUCGCCGAAGUCAAGGAUCGGUAGGAUAGUCAGUUUUACUAGGGUAUGUUUGGCAGCUUGAGUGAAAGAGGCUUUGUUGCGAAAUAGGAAGCCGAUUCUAGAUUUAACUUUGGAUUGGAGAUGCUUAAUGUGAGUCUGGAAGGAGACUUUACAGUCUAGCCAGACACCUAGGUAUGUAUAGUUGUCCACAUAUUCUAAGUCAGAACCCUACAGAGUAGUGAUGCUAGUCGGGCAGGCCGGUACGGGCAGCGAUCGGUUGAAGAGCAUGCAUUUCGUUUUACUAGUAUUUAAGUCCAGUUGGGAGGCCACGGAAGGAGUGUUGUAUGGCAUUGAAGCUCGUUUGGAGGUUUUUAACACAGUGUCCAAAGACAAAUAUAGUUAGAAUAUAGUCGACAGACUUAAUAGAAUACAUAGAGAGAACUUGGUCAGAAUAUAGGGAUUAAUGAAAGAAAGCCAUCUAUGCAUAUUCGUCUCUGUUUCAGCACCAACUGGUAGAUUUAAAAAUACUCUGAUCUUGUAGAUUAUUUAGGCACAUUUUUGGGGUAGGAAAGUAUAUAUAUAUUAAAAACUAAUUAUGGUUUGGAGAAGCUUUACACACAAAAUAUACUGAUGAAUAAAAAAUACAGUGGUUCGAGUCAAACUGAAAGCUGUCAUAUUCAAGUUCAAUCCAUCAAAUAUUGGAAGGUGGAAAAAAAGAGUACAAUAGAGGUUGAACAAUAAUCCUACAAAUCUACUCUAAUUCCCACUAAUCAUGGAACUGUAUGACAACAGUCCAGUCGUGUGUUCUUAGUUCCAUAAUGACUCAAAUAGGCUACAUGUCCCAACUUAUUGCACAACGUUAGCCGAAUAUAAUCCACUAAUGCUAGCAACCCUCAGGAACAAUUUACAAGGACAUGACAGAGGAAAGAAAGGUGAACGGAAUGGAAUGAAAUGAUGAAAAAAUAAAUGUAUGUGGGUAUUACUGACGUGAUACAAAUUGUAAAAUAAAACAGAGAAAAGCCUGGGCAUAUAAUCAAAACAUUCUAAAGAGCAUACAUCAACUUGGCAGGUUCAGCCCUACAGAAGCCUACAAAUUUCAUCAAUGCAAAUUAUGAGGGCACACAAUUACAAUUCUGAAUAAUGACACAGCAAUUUUUGUUUUCUAUUUCACUGUGUUAAAGGGGCGGCAAUACAUGUCAUGUUGAUAGGAUUUUCAGUUUGCUUCUAUAUGCCUGGUGUCACAUUUGUCUCCAGGGAUCAUAAGAAAAUAUGAUCUAAAACAACUGCCAUGUUUAUUUACAAUUCUCCAAACGGAAUGCUCAUUUACCUAGCUCUUAUUAAUAGCUCUUAUCAAUAUAUAAAUUACAGUGCAUGGAGAAUGUUAUUUAAAUUAGAAAAAAAGAAAGAACAUGCUUUUUCCACUUGGAACUGUCAGGCUAGCUUGACCUUAUUCAUGGUUUCCCUGGAAGUUCAAAUGACGGAAUUAUGAGGGGAAUUAAACCAAGGUCAAAAUAUGAUGUGUCUGUAGACACAACUCCACCACACCUUCAUUUAUUCCACCUCAAACGAAUAGCAGGUGAAUAUCAUGCUAUUCUCAAGCUUAAAUUCAAGGUCAUAAUAUGUAUAGAGAGAAAAGCGCAUAAAAAGGUAAUUACCUUCCAUUGACGCACACUUAACUUGGGUUGGAAUCGGGGCCUUAGUACUAAGAUUUUUGUGCAAAUCUCUCAUUGAUAAGAAUGCAUGAUUUACGCCUAAACUAAAGCUACAUCCACAUCCAUGUAUCUCAAAUUAGGAUUUGACCCAGAGAGAGCAAGUCAAAUAUUCACACUGCUUCAGCCAACAUAGGACAGUCUUCUUGUUUUAUUUUGUACCCUCCCAACAGUACCUAUAGUAUGAAUGGAUCUCUCUCUGCAUGGUUGUGUCUAGAUAUUCAGUUGAAAAUACAUUCCCAAGAGACAUCCUAUAUCCUCUAUCAGCAUGUUUGUACUGGUUGUCCUCCACACCUAGUCUGUGCUCCUGAUUGUGGUAGCAUUCUGUCACCUAAUCUGUGUGUCUGGUGGCAAGAGUCCACAUUUGUUUAUUUAAAAAAAAAAUUAACAGAGUUGUGCUAUUCACAAAGCAUGAGCAAUAUGUAUGGGAAACACUUGAGGGACCAACUACUUUCCUUUUCUGUGAGAUCGGCAGCUAACGAAAGCAUGAACAAUAUCACAUUUUUAAAGGGAGAUAUCAUAAACACUAAGCAUAUCAUUAUGUAUGACUGAUUAUUGAAAGAAUUACUGCCUGGAAAAAUAGGCCUACAUCAGGAAACACUAAGAAUUCAAAAUGUAUGUGGUUUUUCAGCGAUACAAACUACAGAGUACAUUAAGUAUUGUAUUAAGUAUUGUAUUGCAAAGUAAUGCGUUUGAAAUAAUAAAGUAUCAAGUUUGAAAAUAUGACAUAUUAUUCUGUUUAUACCUGCAUGACCACAGAGGGAUCUGCUAGAUCAAGAUGAUACUUGCUCCUACUCAGUAUAUGCUCCAUCACAGUUAUAGAGGAUAGAUUCGAGGCACGAGACACUUAUUGUUGAUAUGAUGUCCCUCCCCUGCACCAUGGUUUCUUUUUUAGUCGUCCUCGUGACAAGGUGCUAAU